AUGAAAACCUCGACUCUCGCCCUUGUGUGUACUGCUGCUGGAAUUGCCUCUGCGGUGCCUGUGACCAGCCCCGCUGCUCAAGGAAUCUCUAUAGCACUCCAGAAACGAUCAAGCUCGCGGGUAUCUCUCGCUAAAAACGGGGUAAUUCAGCCAGACGCUCUAGCACGGCACAUCGAACGAGUUGAAAGGAAAUACACUCGAGGAAACCAUGCCUACAAAGAACGAACUGGCACUGACCUAUUUCCAAACCUUGGAAGGGGCAAAUCUAAGCGCCAAAGCGUAUUGUUGACUGAUGAACAGGAUGAAUUGUGGGCUGGCGAGAUAUCAAUCGGCACUCCAGGGCAGAAAUUCCUGAUUGACUUUGACACAGGUUCUGCCGAUCUCUGGGUUCCUUCAUCAAGCUGCCGGGAUGAUGGGUGCCAAAACAAGAAUGUGUACACUUUCUCUUCGUCCUCUACCGCGAAGAAGGUAACAAGUAGCCAAAAGUUCAACAUCUCGUAUGGAGAUGGGAGCACUGCAUCAGGGCCAAUCUACACCGACACUGUCUCUGCUGGUGGUCUCUCUGUCACAAACCAGUCAUUCUCGGCUGUCACAUCCGAAUCGAGCAGUUUUUCAGAUGAUCCUAGUGACGGCAUUAUGGGGCUCGCCUUUUCCUCCAUUUCUUCGAUCGGUGCUCCCACAUUCAUAGAAAAUCUUGCAUCCCAAGGCGCUAUAUCUUCGUCUGUUUUCUCCAUGUACCUCGCGGCGAAUAACUCCGAGCUCUACCUUGGCGGGACCAACUCGACUCUUUACACUGGCGACAUUACAUAUACGAACCUCACAUCCAGAUCUUAUUGGCUUACUAAUGGUUCCUCGAAUGUAUCUGGGACGGAGGCCUAUAGCGGACCCAUGAUCAUCGAUUCUGGGACUACUCUCAUCGUUGGCGAAAAACGAUCAGUCGAAGCUUGGUGGAAGCAGGUAGACAACGCUAUGCGCUGCCCUUCGUUUGUAUGCGGGACUUCUGGAUACUAUUUGUUCCCCUGCAGCUCUCCGCCAAAUAUCACUUUUGCAUUUGGUGGGGCAUCCUACAAUAUUGACCCGGACUAUUUCAGCAUCGGAGCAGUCGAUAACUUUGGCGAGAUAUGUGUAGGCGGAAUCGUUGGUUCAAGUGGCGUCCCUGAUCAUGCUUGGGUCGUCGGGGAUGUUUCAUGCGCAACGUCUAUACGGUGUUUGAUGAGGCGAACAGCCGUGUUGGCUUCGCGAACCUGGCGUGAUAGACCCCUUACUUACUUUUUAUCAUGUAUGAAUAAUAUCUAA
Molecule: messenger RNA, 1296 nt
Organism: Rhizoctonia solani
Lineage: Eukaryota; Fungi; Basidiomycota; Agaricomycetes; Cantharellales; Ceratobasidiaceae
Product: aspartyl protease
Exons: 6
Coding region: 1-1296 (431 amino acids)
Biological process (GO): proteolysis
Molecular function (GO): aspartic-type endopeptidase activity
Source: RefSeq, a predicted model, not a curated record